GGCUGGCAGCGCGCUCUCACAAUUCAACGGCCUGGCAACGAGAGCCGCCCUUCAGUGACGCCAAUUGUUAGCAAUAGGCUUUGAGCUCUGUCCCAGCAUCGCAGUGCGGCCAUGGCAGCCUUGACGAGCCAGCGGUUGCAACAUUGCAGGCAGGGCGGGUUGGUGGCAGCCCGGCCGCCACGCCUGGUGGCAGCCCCCCGUCGGCUGCCACGCGCUGCCAGGAAGCACCAGCUGCAGUGCAAUGCAGUCGCCGAAGUUGAGGCGCCCUCCAGCCAGCAGAGCGGCGCCAAGGCCGCCGCCGGGCUGCCUGCUUACGACAAGUCUGCAAGCGGCGGCAGCGGCAAGCCCCGCAUAGUGGUACUGGGCACCGGCUGGGCGUCCAUGUCGUUUGUGCGUGCAUUUGAUGAGGCGAUGCGGGACAAGUAUGAGCUGAUCAUGGUGUCGCCGAGAAACUAUUUCGUCUACACCCCGCUGCUCCCUGCCAUGUGCGCGGGCACCGUGGAGGAGCGCAGCAUUGUGGAGAGCGUGCGGGCGGUGCUGGGCGGCAAGGGCAAGUUCUUCGAGGCCCAGUGCACCGACAUCCUGCCGCAGGAGAAGGCCAUAGUGGCCUGCUUCCCGGAGGAUGCCGGCUUCCCUGAGGCCUGCUUCAAGAUCAGCUACGACUACCUGGUGCUCGGCGUGGGGACCCACUUCCGCUCCGCGGUGACCGACGAGUGGCUGCGGGUGAAGGGCUCCAACGGCACAAUGUUUGCGCUGGGCGACGCCGCCACCAUCGAGCAGAACAAGGCGGUGGAGAAGGCCAGCGAGCUGUUUGACAAGUAUGCGGCCACACACAGCGACGGGCGGCUGACGCUGGAGGAGCUGCAGCAGCUGAUGCGGGAGGCCAGCCAGGAGUUCCCGCACCUCAGGGAGCAUGCCACCUUCCUGGAUGGCAAGGUGGGCAGCCAGCGGUUUGGCGGCCUUGUCUUCAAUGCCUUCCUGCAGGCCAACCAGACCAUGAGCACGAUGUACAAGGGCGUGGGCCUGGUGGACCCCCAGUCCACGCUCAGCCGGGAGCAGUUCAGCGAGCUACUGACGCGCAUAGACAGCUCGCUGCGGGCGCUGCCCGCCACGGCGCAGGUGGCGCGGCAGCAGGGCGAGUACCUGGCGGAGGCCUUCAAGCUGGCAGACGGAGACCUGGAGGAGCUACCCCGGGCCGCCCCCGGCUUCAAGUACUUCCACAAGGGGUCAAUGGCCUACGUGGGGGGAGGUCGCGGGUGGCAGCUGCAGGCGUCCACAGCAAAGUGA
Molecule: messenger RNA, 1287 nt
Organism: Chlorella variabilis
Lineage: Eukaryota; Viridiplantae; Chlorophyta; Trebouxiophyceae; Chlorellales; Chlorellaceae
Exons: 12
Coding region: 112-1287 (391 amino acids)
Molecular function (GO): NADH dehydrogenase activity
Source: RefSeq, a predicted model, not a curated record